AUGCACAAAGGUUAUGGUUCUUUAUCUCAUGUGAUUGAAAAUUUGAGUUUAUACAUCUCCCUCCUUAAUGAAGGCUUUAAGGGUUGUGACAGAAAUAAAGUUUACAGAAGUCGUGUUCCUGCGAUAAGAAAUAAAGAUGUGACCUUGCAGUUGUGUAAAGCUCUUAAAUGCUGUGUAAGUGUGUCGGGUGCGCUAAGGAACCUGGAGCUAAAUGGGCUAGUUGUUAGAGAGAGCGACUUAACUAUGUUAACAAAGGGAUGGAAUAAAUUGGCCACUUGGGUGCACCUGUGUCUUGCGAAUUGUCCACUUGGAGAUGGAGGUUUAGAAAUUAUUUGUCAAGGUGUAAAGAACUCUACCACUCUUAAGACAGUAAACUUCACGGGAUGUAAUCUGACAUGGCAGGGAGCAGAUCACAUGGCCAAGAUCUUAAAGUAUCAGACUACCAGAAGGCAUGAAGAAACCUGGGCUGAGAGUCUUCGUUCCAGGAGACCUGAGCUUGACUGUAUGGCUGGUUUGAGGAGCAUCACUCUGAACUGCAACACGCUCAUUGGUGACCUGGGUGCAAGUGCUUUGGCAGAAUCUCUUAGUGAGGAUUUAUGGCUUAGAGAACUCUUCCAAGCUUGUUUGUUCCUGGAGAAAACAUGAAUGUCAUAGAAGAAAACAGAAUGCAUUUGUUUCUUAUCAAAAAGAUUUAUCUGAUGUAUUAAGAGACUUAGGAUCAACUAAGAUAAUCCUUUAGAGAAACAAACCUCAGAGAACUGAUUCCUUAAGAGACUUUGGACAGCCUGCUGGCACUCUGGAAGACCUGGGCACUGAGGAUGGAGAAUCAGCCUGCAGCCAUGAGUUGGGAAAAAAGUUCAGAAAAGGAGAAGAGGAAGGACAACAGCACAACCUGUAAUCAUGACAAUGGUGAAGAUGGUUACAAGUGAAAUCUUGGCAUUGGCUUUUCUGAUAUUAAUUGUAUUUUUUUUGAAAACCAUUCUUGUAGAAGAGUCUUAUUAGAAAGUAAUUUCGUAACAUGAGUUCCUGUUAGUACUGCAUUGACAGACCUCAGCAUGUUAUCUGAGUAGCUUGGGGUCUGCUAAAGUUUAGGUGUUGCUAUUCCAGACCAGAUAGUCUACAUGAGCCCUUAAACUAGGAAUUCAGAAUGAAGAAAUUAUUUGAGAAUAGUAGAAUUAUAUAGUUAAUAAAUUGUGUGUAGCUUUAACUAAACAAUUAGAGUUGAUAUUUCAGCCUUUUACAAUGAGCAUGUACAGUCAUCCCUCAUUAGGUUGUUGGAAUAAUGAUUACAUAAACCUGUAUGUUAGUUAUUCUCCAUUUGCUGAACACUUCCUAUCCAGCUGUAGAGCUGGAAGCAUCAAAUAGAAGAAGAUGAGAUAACCCAGCAAUUAGGUGCCACAGGAAAUAGGCACCACCCCUAGGGCUGGGAGAACCUAAAGAGGCAAAGAGAGGCUACUGCCUCAGAACAGGAACUUGGAGGAGACUCCUCCAGAACAAGAAGUUAAAAAGACAGAGGUAGAAGGAAGAGAAAAAGAGCAAGAAAGAAUUAUAGUUUCUCCCCAUCUCCCAUCUACUAAUCACCUACCAGUAUCUCCUCUUGGUGAAACUAAAUAGAAAACCACUGGUAAAGAAUCUGAGAACUACAUUUUGUAGAUUCCCACAACAGAUUACAAAAAAGUAUCAAAGGAUAAUUGGGGGACUGAAAGAGAACAGGUAAAUAUCCAGCACCCCUCACCAAAGGGCCCCAAGAAAGUAGUCACCCUGUCUCUGUGAUGUCUCCAAUUUCUCCAUCUCCAUAGUUUCUUCCUUUCACAGAUACAAGGCAAUGACCAAGGAGGUGUCUUUCCUCACUUACAGCAAAUAUCACUGUCCCAGAAGAAAUCCUUUUAACAUUAAUAAUCCUUUAACCUCCUCCUGCCCACAUUUGGAUUAUCUAUAUAUCCUAUGUGUAAUCAAAAAUCAUUUUAUAGAUCAUAGAGGGUGUGAGGACUGGGGCACUUUUGUAAUAGCAUAAAGCAUUUAAGCAUUUGUUUUUAUUUUUCAUGUUAAUCAAAUAUAUAAGCAUGCAAAGGAGAUUUACAAUAAUAAGGUCUGUAGGGGAAUUGGGGAAAAAAUUCUGACCCUGAUUCCUUCCAUACUACCGGACCCAUUCUUCUAUAGUUUUUAUCCCAGUUUACAGCAUCACCUUUGAGCAAGAAAGAAACAUGGGAAUCAUAUUUACCUUUACUUUCAUAUCUUUUCAGGCAUCGAAUGCUGUGGAUUUUUCUUCCUGAAUAUUUUUCAAACAUGUUUCAUCACCAUAUCUACUACACAUUAGACAUUCAUUCUUUCUUGCCUAGACAAAUACAACAGUUUUCUCAAGUGAUAUUUGACUUUGUUUUCCUACCUUCCUCACUCCCACUUCCAGAAGGGAGCCUGAUUCUUUUGAUUCAACCAGUUGAAGUAGGCAUCUCACCCAGCCACUCUUAUUGGUCUAAGGGUGGGCCCCUGCCUAAGAUGAACCAGGCUCUCCCCCAGGCUUGGACCACUUCUCUCUUGCUUCUAUUGAAUGGGAAUAAGAAAGCAUGUUGACCCAUUUACUUCUGGGCAUCAUUUUAUAACCAUGAGGAUGCACAACAUUAGAAGAAAGUUAAUGCUUUGCACAGAAGAUUGGAGACACAGAACAAUUGAUAUUUUUCUUUGAACUAGUGACUCCAUCGACCGUGGAGACUUUGCUAUGUCUAGCCUUCCUGUUUUGUGAGACAGUAAAUUUUCUCAUUAAAUGCAUUGGAGCUUUCUCUUACUUAUAGCCAAGAGAAUCCUAAGUGGUUUGUUUAAUUGUCAUCUUCUAAUAUUUUCUAAUAAUUGUCAUCUUCCUAAUAUUAAUUGUCAUCUUCUAAUAAUGUAGAUUUAUACUUCUAAAGGUCAUUUUUACUACUUCUAACCUGAAAGAUCCCUGCUGAUUAAAAAGUUUUGUCAUAGUCAGUGUUUGGAAUACCAGUCUGUACUGUAUAGGGAAGGGGAAAGUGAGGUGGGAGAGUGAAGGAUUUUGUCAAAAGAGUGGGGGAGUGUGGGAGAGAAUGACCAAUAAAUAUUUCUCAUACAUAAGGAAACAGAAACUCAAACAGAUGUGAAUACUCUAGUUAACAUGACCUAUUGGGAAAGUUCCUUGGGUUGUUUUCAACCCAUAAUCUUACCUGGGUCACUAGAAACUAUAAUGUUUUCAAACAGUUGGCCUGAGGUCAGGACAAAUUCUGCAAUCAUACAGUUGAGUGAAAUUAAUGUAAUGAUGGGAAAUCAAUAUUUAUCUCAUUAAAUUAGCACCAUCUUAUGAGCUAGUAGGGUAACUUGGCAAUAACUAGAAUUUCACCAUCAAGAUAAGAUUUACUCUCUGAGCCAGACUGACCUCUGAUCAUGGAAGAGUAUUUUAUGGCAUGAAACAAAUUAGAAUAUCUUGCCUCUUUUUCACCUAAUCUCUACAUUCCAGUGUUAUUUCAACCUAGAUUUUUUUCCUGCCUGUGACGUCUUCUUCUUCCAACACAGAAAAAUAUUCUUAUCGAUAUGAUUCACCCUGAGAGAUUCAGUUUGAUCAUUUAAGACCUUUCUCUUCCUUGUUUUGAAUAAAGACUAGAAAAGC
This is a messenger RNA of Balaenoptera acutorostrata (minke whale), 3616 nucleotides long. Its product is annotated as centrosomal protein of 78 kDa-like. The record is from RefSeq and is a predicted model, not a curated record. The transcript is spliced from 8 exons. Gene Ontology annotation, cellular component: centrosome. NCBI's taxonomy places the organism in Eukaryota, Metazoa, Chordata, Mammalia, Artiodactyla, Balaenopteridae. Bases 1 to 645 code for a protein of 214 amino acids. Gene Ontology annotation, molecular function: protein binding.